Fundulus heteroclitus (mummichog) is the source of this 9902-nucleotide messenger RNA. RefSeq names its product nuclear factor of activated T cells 5b (gene nfat5b). Gene Ontology annotation, cellular component: transcription regulator complex. The record is from RefSeq and is a predicted model, not a curated record. The transcript is spliced from 12 exons. Gene Ontology annotation, biological process: calcineurin-NFAT signaling cascade; regulation of transcription by RNA polymerase II; cytokine production. Gene Ontology annotation, molecular function: DNA-binding transcription factor activity, RNA polymerase II-specific; RNA polymerase II cis-regulatory region sequence-specific DNA binding; transcription factor binding. Bases 1596 to 5333 code for a protein of 1245 amino acids. Lineage: Eukaryota; Metazoa; Chordata; Actinopteri; Cyprinodontiformes; Fundulidae.
CAGUUGCCUCCCACCACUCAUCAGAGCCCAGAAGUCAUGAGUCAAAAGAGCGGCGGAGAGGCAGGCCCUCUCCCUUCAGCUCCUCUAGCAUCAGGUAGGAUCCUGCUUCUCCUUUCCUUAUUACUCCUCUCCAAGCAGGACUGAUCUUGCCCCACCCCAAAAAAAAAAAAAAAAACACUACUCAUGUAGCAGUCUGUACCUGUAGGCGAACACAAACACCUGCAUGCAAAAGGAAAGCCUGUCAAACAAGCAGCCUGCUGCUCUUUGAUUUUCCACAUGUGAGGAAAAAAAACAAGGCUAGAGAAGGAAGUUAAUGUCCUGUACAUGCUUGUUGAGAUUUCAUUUUACUUUGUUGUCAUAUCCUGCAGCGUAAACACACCUAAUGUGCAGCAUGUUGAGCACCUAGACCAUAAUUAUCAUCUUUAUUGUUAAUGCAUGAGAGACAAAAUUAGGGCGUGGGUAAAUGUCAUGAUAAAAUUAGAUAAGCUGAGAGAGACGUUGUUGCACAUGAGUUUUUUGCUUUAAGUGGCUUUAGUGGUCUGCAGCUGUUGUCCUGCAGGAGGAAAUCUUAUUAGCAGGUAAAUAUAGAAGUCCAGAAACUAGGUGCUGCGGUUAAUUAGCUUUCCCACUGCUCUACACGACAACAAAAGGCUCUGUUUUAAUUAAAUAAUCAUAAUCAUGUUUGCUGUUUCGGUGGGUGGAGAAGGGACAGAGACUUUGUGCGUUCUCAGGUUGGCGCUCAAACAGAAAUAAGAACAUUCAGGUUCAAAUCUUGAAUAUAAGCUAGGAAUGAGAAAAGCAUGCAAUAUAUUGACAUUUUGAAAGGUUUUUAUUUAUUUUUUUCAUUAGGUAUGUUUGUGGCGGCAUUAUAUUUUCUUGAUAGGUAAUACUUUUCUGGUGUCACAUUGGUAAAUAUUCUGAAAAAAAUAGAAGUAGUGCAACUGAAUUUUUAAGGCCUUUUGUCAACAUACGUUUGUUUUUGUCAUGAAAACUGAGAAUCUUCUGGCAUGCUAUGAAUCCCACCUUUCCUUUGCCUCUUUCUGCUUGUAGUGCAUGAAGACGAAACAAAUAUUUUUCUUGCAAUGUAUACUAAGUACUGCAAUGUUCAAUGUGUUAUACAUUUUUAGGUGUCAGUUAUAUAUCAUUAAUAGCUUUCAAACUUGCUCCAACUGACACUACCUCUUUGUGUUUGGUCCCCCCACCCUCCCCCCCUUUCAACUUUGUGUUUUGCAAACUUAUGAAACACCAGAAAAUCCUGAUUUUCAGCAGCAGCUUAACCCCUCUGUGCUCCAGUCAUUAUCUAGAUUUCCAGCCUUUGUCAGCAUGUUGGAGCAACUUUUGUUUUUGGGCCCCAGUGGUGGGAGGGGGAUACCAUUGCAUCAUAUUGUAAUUUUUCUUUUUCUUGAAUCAAUCUUUGCUGUUCAGCUUUUAUUGCUCAUUUGCUGUCUCACUUUUAUAUUCCAGGAAGUUCCCUCUGAAGCAGGGAGUGUCUGCAUAUAAAAUGGUCUGCAGUUCUCUGCUUCGUAGAUGCCUUGUCCUCUUCUCUGACCACGGAAGGGCCUCGCAGUGCUUUUUCCACCACUUCCAGCACCACCAUGCAUUCCAGCACUUCAUCCAGUGACCAGAACACAGCUCACAGCAGAAAUGUGGAUUCAGAGGACAGCAGGAGCAGCCGAGUGGUACCGGAGAUCCUCGGAGCCGAGGCCGGUGGUGGUGGGAAGAGCGUCAACGGCGAGCAGGCCGGAGGACGCGGUGGAGCCUCUCAGGACGGACAGCCACACCACCAGCUGACGCCGUCCAAGCGCCGCACCAUCCUCAACAUCUCCCCGCCUCCACAAGACCUGUUCGACGACAGCCACAUGUCCUGCCAAGAUGAGGUGCCGCCCUUGGACUCCGAACAGAGUAACAGCAUCUGGAUGGAGGACUCCAUGUCCAACUUCAGCAUCAUGAGCACUUCUUCGUACAAUGACAACACAGAGGUCCCACGAAAGGCCCGCAAGCGCACACCCCGACAGAAACCAGGGUCGAAGGCAGCGCGUGCGUCGGAGGCCAGCAUGGACGUCUUCGAUGCAGACAGCGCCAAAGCCCCACACUUUGUCCUGUCUCAGCUCGGCCCUGAGAGCAAGAUGUCAAUUAAAGGAAGCUCUGAUGAUCCUCAGACAACUACGCAGAAGGGAGGGUCCCUUACGAUGCAGUUUCCACCAAAAUGUGAGGGGAAGGAGCUUAAAAUCCUUGUCCAGCCUGAGACUCAGCACCGGGCCCGCUACCUAACCGAAGGGAGCAGAGGCUCGGUGAAGGACCGCACUCAGCAGGGCUUUCCUACUGUAAAGCUGGAGGGCGUGAGUGAGCCAGUGGUUCUCCAGGUGUUUGUCGGCAAUGACGCCGGGCGCGUGAAGCCGCACGGAUUUUACCAAGCUUGCAGAGUUACCGGUCGCAACACCACUGCUUGCAAAGAGGUUGAUAUUGAUGGCACAACUGUGAUUGAAGUAUCCCUUGACCCAAGCACCAACAUGACACUGGCGGUUGACUGUGUUGGGAUCUUAAAGCUUCGUAAUGCUGACGUCGAGGCUCGUAUCGGCGUGGCCGGGUCAAAGAAGAAGAGCACACGCGCUCGCUUGGUGUUUCGGGUCAACAUCCCCCGCCCGGAUGGAUCAGUCCUCACUCUGCAGACUCCCUCAUCUCCAAUCCUGUGCACCCAGCCUGCAGGUCUGCCAGAGAUACUGAAGAAGUCACUGCACACUGGUUCAGUAAGGGGUGGAGAGGAAGUGUUUAUCAUUGGCAAAAACUUUCUGAAAGACACUAAAAUCAUAUUCCAAGAAAAUAUUUCCGAUGACAAGUCAUGGAAAUCAGAGGCUGAGAUCGACAUGGAGCUGUUUCACCAGAAUCACCUGAUCGUGAAAGUACCCCCAUACCAGAACCCGGCCAUCACCUCUCCCGUCUGUGUGGGAAUCUACGUGGUGACAAACGCUGGCAGGUCCCACGAUGUUCAGCCAUUCACCUACACUCCAGACCCAGACACUCUUGCAGUGCAAAAUGAAAUUCCUGUAAAGAAGGAGAUGCCCUCUCCAGUGAAGACCUGUUCCUUUGAUGAGCAACUCAAAGCUGUAGAUGGUGCCUUGAUGCCUUCAAUGCUGCCUUUAGUGAAGAGAGAAGAUGUCACCCCGAUGGAGGUAACAAACAACCUUCAGGCCUCUGGAGUAUUUAAGCAGAACGGUGACCUUUGUGCACCCCAACCAAACCAAGAUGUGGCAACAGCACAUCUAAAUAAAAGCAUAGUUUUCAACAAUAACCUGCCUCAGUCUGCAGGCGAUCCAGAUGAAACCCAGGCUGCUGCUUUUACGAACGUGGAGGCUUUAAGCACCAUCCAGAAGCAGGAUAUUGCUGCUAGCAACUCAUUCCCCUUGCCGACAGAGUCUCUCCUCCCACAAGGCUCCCAGCAGUUCCUCUUGGAGUCGAGAGACGGUCUCAUGAGAGAGAGGUCAGGCAGCACUUCUGGAGGAGUGGGCAGGCUGUGUGUUGAACCUGCACCCCAGCAGCCUCAGCUGCAGCUCUUUCCAGCAGAUGAAGUAGCUCAGCUCGAGGAGGCAGUGAGACAACUUAAAGCCAAAGGAUACUGUAACUUACCAAUUCAGACGGACAACUCCAUAAGCAAACAGCAGCAGCAACAGAUCCAACACCAGCAACAGAUCCAAAACCAGCAGAUUCAACAGCAACAACAGCAGCAAAUUCAACAGCAGCAACAACAACAACACAUCCAGCAACAGAUCCAGACCCAGCAGAUUCAGCAGCAGCAGCAACAGCAACAGCAGCAGCAGCAACAGCAGCAGCAGGUUUUGGAGAAUUUACAGCAGCAACUGUUCCAGUCUCAGAUCCAGAUGCAGUGUGGCAUGUUUCAGGAUGCUGCCCAGGCCAAGAACUCAGACCUUCAAGGUUCACCACAAGGAGUGGUGUCUAGCCAGGCAUCACUUUACCCACCGGAGCAACAGCAGCAGAGUCAGCAGCAGCAACAAGCUGCCCUUUUUCAGCAGGCGAACGAGCUUUGUUCCAUGCAGACCGGCUUCCUCCAGCAGACCCCCACCCAUCCCUCGCCAACCAUGUUCCACAAUCCCAGUCCUCUGGCUGAAACACAAGAUCCACAGGCGUCGAUGUUUCAGAAAGCCUCCCAGGAGCAGGUCCAGGCUGCUCUCUUCCAAAGCACCAUGACAGUGCUGCAGUCUCAAGAGCAACAGCAAUCCCCCACUGGACUCUUCCUCCCCCAAGCACCCCUGCCCACCCAGCUUACAACCAGUAGUUCUCAGCAACAGCAGCAGCAGCAGCAACAGCAGCAGCAAGAGCAGCAGCUGGCCUUCCUUAAUGCUCUACAAACCUCACCUCCAGAACCACAAUCAGUAUUUCAGACCCAGGCCCAGAUGUCCCCCAUGCCGCAGAGAAGCCCCAUGGAGCAGCAGUCGCCCCAGCCUCCGUCGCUUACACAGCCUUCCCCGCAGCCGGCCAUGUUUCAGAGCAUAUCCCCUCAUUCAUCUCCAAACACACUCACUCCGGGCCAACAGCAGCAGCAGCAGCAGGCCAGCUUAAUGUUCUGCAACAACAACCUGCCCACACAACCCCAGGCCCCUAACCUCCUUUUUACCAGUCAAGGCCAAAUGCCUCCCCUCACCACCAGCAGUCUCGUUUCACAGGAGUCCCCAAACCCCUCUUUGCUGUUUUCCCAAGCCAACAUGGUGACCGUAAAUCAGCAGAACCAGCCCGAGCCCAUGGCCUUGGGGAAUCCUACCAAUUCACCACAGCAAGUCAUGUUUCAGGAGCAGCAGCCAAUGCAGCUAGGUGGCAGCCCCAACAACCAGCAGGAGCAGCCAGUAGGUCUCUUCAUCCCUCCACCCAACAUGCCUCCAAUGCAGGGGGGACUGGCCGUGCCAGAGCUCACUCAGUCGGCCAUGUAUGCCUCCCAGAACGGCGUGGCAAACCUUCCAACGACCACCUCCUCUCCUGUCCAGCAGCCAGGAAGUUUGUUUCAGCACAACGUGAGUGUGAGCAUCAGUCAGCCCAGCCAGCCUCAGCAGCCUGGCCUCUUCAUCUUCGGGAUGCAGAAUGAAUGUGGCCAGCUUAUGAACAAUCCUGGAAACACGGUUUCGGAUCAGAUCAUAGCAAUCAGCCAGUCGGGCCAGAACCAGCAAGAGAGCGAGGCUCGCAUCCAGUCCCUGCUCAGCCAGUCUAUGUCCCCGUCUGGGACCACUGCACAGGGCAGUAUGGAGGUCUCUCAGAACAUGGAGAAGAUCAAUGACCUGCUCGUCAGCCUGCAUGAGUCAGGCGGCCCCCUCACGCGUUCGUUUUGAAUGUCAAAUCAAGCUCAUGAGUUUGGAUUUUUUUUUUUUUUUUUUUUUGCCUGAAGAAAUCUGGAAAAAAAUCGUUAAAUAUGCAGGAAUGGUCCAAAUGUUGUGUGUGAUUACAACAUGCAGGUCUGCUCCUGCAGCACCGAGGACGUAUUCAGACAGCUUCUUCUUCUUCUUCUUUUUCAGUCAAAAAUAUUAACGAUGAAUGUAAAUAACAGUGACUUUGAAGACAAGCUGGAGCUUUUCUUUAUAUGCAGAUACAUAUGCCAGGAUUUAGGACUGGGUUGACGAUGACCAAGUAAUCAUCUUUUUUUUUUAUAUAUAUCUCACUGACUGACUAAAACUCAUGUGCAAAUAGUGACUAACUCCCUUGAGUCUGAUCGGAGAAGUGGAAAUCAAGCCUUUUUCUUUUGCCUUUUCUCUGGAAAGACUUCAUCAACAUGUCAGACCUGAUAAUCAUUGAGCUUGUUUUUAACUGUAAAUAAGUAGAAAGUGAUGUUAUCUAUAGCAUGCUCCAGUUUUUAUGGUGUUUUUGUAAAAUGUCUCCCAAAGAGUUGUCGGUUUCUGUGAAUAUAUUUCCCUUAAAUAUUUUUUUCUACUAUUUAGUUUUGUCAUUAUGUUGCAUGAAAGAUGGGCUGUGUGGUACAGCAGAUGGGAUUUAGAUGUGCGGCAUGUUCGGUCGAACUGGAAGGUAGCUACUGUUUGAAAUGGUGCAGAUAGUCUGCAAAAGCGGUCUAUAGAGGAAAGGAAAGAAAGCGAAGAAAUGUUAAGUUGAAGAACUGUAGAAAUGAACAUAAGAGUUUUAAUGUAACCUUGGUUAAUAUUUGCGGUUUGAAGCAGUCGGCUUGAACCUGUUGAUAGCAAUAAAUUCAGUCGAGAUCUCUGAAAUACCAAGAAAAGGAGAUUUUGAUUUUUUUUUAUGUGAUAAAUAAGCUUUUUAGGUGCUAUAUACAUAUAGAUAUAUCUAUUAAUGAAUUUACAUAAAUUAUGUAGAACAUUGCUUUUUACACAAACCUGUAUGAAUUUGCCUGGGUUUAUGCUGAAGAGAUAACGAUGCAGUGAAGAUGGCUAAACUAAGAGACGUGUUUUUUAAAUUUUAAACGUUUUUAUUUAUUUGUGUAUUUCAACAUGUUAUCUCCAGCAACAUGUGAGCCAGGCUGCAGAUAUACCAACACCUGUGGUCUGUUUAAAAAUGUUCUGGUGCAUUUGACAAAUCCAGGUUACAACCUUCUAAAAAAAAAAAAAAGACCGAUGAUGUUGCUCUUUCACCACUCCUUUUAUAGAGGGCGCUGCAGUCUCAUUAAUAAGGGUGAUUUUUUUUUUUUUUUUUUUCUCUCUUUAAUGUCCACAUUUUGGAAAAAUCCUUCACAGCUUAAAAAAUGUCUUCAUCCCUGGGUUAAAAAACAAACAAACAAGAAGGCAUUGUUUGUGAGAAAAAAAACCCAUCUCUGUUUGAAUUUCCCUUCAUCUGUUUUAAUCCUGUGCGGCACAUUAACAGCCAUUUUGUAGUUUCAUUAUCAAAAAUGUUAGUUUUUCAAACUGCAUCCAAAAAUUGAACAAAUGUGCAUUAUAUUUUAUUCAAAUAGUUUUUAAUUUUUAGUUUUCAUUUAUAUAUCAUCAAGAGUAUACAACUAGAGUAAAUCCUUAUUAACUUAGUGCAUCACUGUUUUCAGUGAAACAGAUCAUUGGUUGUUUCAGUGCCUUCUCGCUGGGCACACAAGAACUGGAGUAGUAUUCGUAAACUAGCUAGAAAUGAGCCUUAUAACCAGUUUUGUAAAUACUUUGAGUUGAGUGAAUGUUUAGCAUACUUUGUCUACAGCUGAACGUCCUCACAUGGGUUAUUGCAUUAGAAUGCAGAAAUUGUGCACGUCGAAGCUGUACAGACCUCGUGUCUUUUGGUCUGCUGGUGGUCAGUGGCUUCAACGCCAAAGAUCGACUCUUUGUGUACAUCCUGAUAAAGUGCCAGUUUUAUGGCUCAUUGAUCUGUUUUGGUUUUCUCCUUUUCACUUUAAGUUUCCGUUUAAGGUUUGCCUCUUGACAAUCCAAAAUUCAUUUUUGUUCUGUUCCUACACUUUAUUGUUGUUGUUUUUCUCUCCCUCCUCAAGACAAACCAGUUUGGUUGUCUGUAGUUUUCUGCAAAUGCAUGGACAAACAAGAGGCUGGUCUCCUAUAAUUGUCAAUAGCUCUUUUUUUUUUUUUCUUGUUUUCUGUGUAUAUUUUGAAACUGAUGCAUUAAGACCGUUACAUUUAGUAUUCACUUUACAAUCCCAAACAGCUGUUGUUUUAGGAUGCCGUUUAUGUAAACUUGACUAAUGUGAUUUGUGGAGCUGUGGAUGGUGUAUGUCAGGGUGAGCAAUGUGAGUGGUGGUGUUGUUUUUUUAUUUUUAUUUCAAAGGGACCUUACUCCUGAAGGAAACAUGACUUGGGAGUGAAGAGCUUUCUGGCUUUCUUCAACUUGUGAAAUAGAAGAACUAUUUCCAAUGUUGACUAUUUAUGAUUUGUGUUUGCUUUUGUGUGUAGAGAGAUAAUUAUGAGUAUACUAACUUUUUUUUUUUUUAUCACAGUAGUAGUUAUGCAUCUUAACAGAGAAAUCUAUCUAAUUUAUUUGUGCGUUGGUGGUUCUUAGAGUUGUGUCCUGCAGUUAUGGUUGUUGUUUUUUUUUCCUUCUAACUGUAGUAAUGAAUGUGAUUAUUGCCCCUCUACCCUUUUCAUCCGCUCAUUCCUGUUCCAGCUGGGAGAGCCCCGCUCUGGGACCAGUCUGCCGCCGGGGAGGAGGCGGCCGCCUUCUACUGUGACUAAAGUGAAUGUCGUGUUGCUGCACUUGGUUAUCGUUGAAUCAAAUCCGGUUGGAGCUCAGAAUGUAAAUAUUACAUGCUCAGCAAUACCAAUAUUUACUGACUUGCUUUUAAUUUGUUACUCCCUCUUUUAAAGUCUUUAAUGAAGCCGAGGGGAAUCUUUUUACUCUGUUGUCCACCGAUGAGGAUACUUACACCAGCUGUAACUUUUCCAAAUUCUCCAAAGCGCCUAAACUUCUUGUACAUGUUGUUUUUUGCAGCUGUUACUAAACUUGGGAAAACCUCAGAUGGAAAAUUUAAGGGUGAACCAUCUUGCGCUGCUGGUGGUGGUGCCUUUUUUUAAGGCGAGCGAAAUGCUUUAUAUACUAUGAAUAAUGAACAUAGAAAUUACUGUGCAUAGUUACCCCUGUAUAUACCACCUAAGUGUACAUACAAACAUAUGCUCUAGACUCUGCUGACCAAAUAGUUUUUUUUAGCAGGGUGCCAUGCUGUCAGACCAAGAAAUUUCAGUAUUCAUUGUGAAUGUACCGCUCACAUUGUGAAUUAUGGAUGGAAAAAAAUUCUUUCUUGUAUCCAGAAUCUUUUAGCGGCACAUACAGAAAAGGUAAUUACUUUAUUGAAAUUACAGUUUUCUAGUCUGUGUACGUACGACUUUUAUUACAGUCUUUGCUAAGUUAUGGAGAAGAGGGAGAUUUUUUUGUGAAAGUUCUCAUUUUUAUCUGUUCUUUGCAUUUGAAGUUUUUUUUUUUUUUUUUUUUUUUUUUACAUUUAAAGAUAAUUUAACUCAGUCACAGCUAAUCUUACAUUAUGCACUCUCAGUAAAAAUUCCUACAACACUGCAGAGAUUGCACGCAUACCUUGAGAAGAGACGACUGUUGCAACCAGGUUGAAUUAUUGCUGUUGCCUUUUAAAUGUCUAACUACAUCCUCAGCUAUAAAUUUAAGCCAUAACGCCUGAAGUGUGCUUUGAGCGUUUGACAGUUUUUGCAAUUGUCAUUUUCCUAAACUUUGUAUUGACGAUUUUUCUCAUUUGCAUCUGUCCCAUUUAUACAUAAAAAAAACACAUUGCAUUUAUGACAAGUAACAAAUGCAAACACAUUUUUCUCAGAAACUGCUAUGCAGCUGAUAUACUUUAAUUCAAGAUCUAUAUAGCUUUGUGUUUAAACCACAGAAGAGAAGCUGAAGUACAUAUUUUAUUAUUUAUGUUGCUUUAAAAAAAAACUGUUCUUAUGCUUUGAUUGAAGCACAAUGAUAUUUCUUCUCUCAACAGUAAUCAAAGUUGUGAGGCUCUUUUUUUAUUAUUUUUUUAGACUGUUCUCAGUAAGGAAAAAGUCACAAGCUGUUUGCUUUGUGGUUUACCACCUUGCUUGCAGGGUUUGUACGAAGACCUGUCUGGUAGUUGGUCUUGCUGUUUACUGGAACAGUGGUUACUCUGAGGCGAUCUGCUCUAUUGUCUUGUGUUUUCCAGUCAGCAAAAAUCCAAAUCUGUGCCUAUCGGAGUUGUUUUAAUGGUAACACUGACCUAAAGAAAAAUGUAUAUAGUUUUGAAAUUUGAUCCUACUACUCCUUUGCAAAUUCUGUAAACCAGGUCAAAUCAUUCUUCUAGUAAACAGCUGGGAAAAAUGUUUCUCACCAUUUGAGCAACUGUUAAUCGUCCCUCGUUAGGGGAGGGGGGAAAUCGAUGUAUAUAUUUGGAGUUUGUUUUUGUUACUUUUAUUUUCUCGGAAUUACAUUUUGUAAAUUUACUGCAAUCUGUAAUUAAACUAAUAUACUUUAAA